This is a messenger RNA of Cynoglossus semilaevis (tongue sole), 2767 nucleotides long. RefSeq names its product lipocalin. Bases 912 to 1496 code for a protein of 194 amino acids. Gene Ontology annotation, molecular function: small molecule binding. The record is from RefSeq and is a predicted model, not a curated record. The transcript is spliced from 7 exons. Lineage: Eukaryota; Metazoa; Chordata; Actinopteri; Pleuronectiformes; Cynoglossidae.
UUUUUUCCCCUUUUACCUCUCCUUAUUUUUCUAUAUUUCACUAGCUUUGAGCCAUAAUUUGCGCUAAUUAUAGUUUUCUAAUAUUUUAGUCAACUCACCUGGAUCUUCGUACUACUUAAUAUUACCCAACAGUAGUAUCUGCAGGGGUAAAAAAGCGCAUACUGCUGCAGGUACUGACAUUUUAAUUUUUUUUAUAUUUCAUCUCAGCACAAAGUGACGUAACUAAUACUACUUUGCCCUGUAGGCGUCGCUGUGAUAGAAUUCCUUAUUUCACUGCUCUUCCUUCACCGUUUUCCUCCUUGGUCUGUUCACUUCACCACUCAGGUGCAUGUUGACAAAAACUGCAGUACUUCAUUUACUGGUGUAUUUCCAGUGAUAUAAUAAAAGGUUAAAGGGCCACUGUAUUCUCGGGUGAUUUUUGUUGUUGUACUGCAGUAUUUUUCUUUUUACUCCACACAUACUUCAUUCUUUUAUCAUUUCACAUUCUGCGGUACAUUCUGUCACGGUGAUCGAUCAAACUGUUUAACCCGCUCUGCUCUUUCGUUUACCUUUACUCUGCUGCCUCCCAGUGGGCGGUUACUGCACUUACCAACGCUACGGUCGUGUACGGUCUGUGCGAUCGAACAGGCUGUGUCUCUGCUGACGUUUAGUUGUUUUUAUCUAACGUUUUAGCAACAUUCUUACUAUAUCGCUGCUGACUUUAGUCACCGCUGCUGACUUUUUUCUUCUUUUUUUUACCUACUUUUUGGCAAAUCUCGUAGGUCUCAUGUUUUGGAAAUUUGACUUUUAGCCGCGCCGUAAAAAAAACAAACAAAAAAAAAAAACCCAGAAGAAUCUGGAAAAUAUCGUGGACAAUUAUUUUCAGCCUGCAGGAACUCUUCACAGCGGAAACCUGUCGAAACUGGUCAAGAAUGCAGACUACUGCAGUCUUCGUCUUCCCGCUGACCAUGGCUCGUCUGCUGAUGUUCGUUGGAGCUGUGCUGUGUUCGCUGACAGUGUCUGCUGAAGUUGUACCACAGGGAGACAUCAAUUUGCAGGAAAUGGCUGGAAAGUGGUACCUAAUUGGAUUUGCUACCAAUGCUCAGUGGUUCACCCAGCGUACAGGCAACAUGAAUAUGGGAACGGCUCUGUUCACCCCCAGCACAAACGGAGACCUCGACGUGUCGUACGCCAGCCUCAGGACGGAUGGAACCUGCUGGAGAAUGAAGAACCAGGCCAAGAAGACGGACGUGUCUGGAAAGUUUUCAUACACAAGUGACAACUGGGGCGGUGAGUACGACAUGCUGCUGGUGGAGGUGAAGUACGACGAGUACGCGCUGACUCACACCAUCAAGACGAACGAGGGCGACACCACCGUCAUCAACAAGCUCUACGGAAGAAGAGCGGACCUCGGCCCAGACCUGCUGGAGAAGUUCAAACAGUUCUCCACGGGGACAGGAAUCCUUCCAGAAAACAUUGCCAUCCUACCCAACAACGGGGAAUGUCAGGAAGCUUAAGUCUUCUGCUGUCUUGGAUUGGGAAUCUCAAUUUACACCUGAAGAGGUCGCUGUUGAAUUAUUUUUUAAUAUCACAUUUUAAAGUUGGUUCACUGUACUCUGUAAGGUGUGUUGAUGAAUACAAAAUAAAUACAAAAUUCUUGCUUUGAAUUGCAUUAACGUGGCAUCUCUGUGUCUACUGGGGAGUUCUGUUAUUUAGCCUCAAGGAGGCAGCACAGGUGCAGGUGGAGGAAUGUAAAAUAAUUAUGCAACAUGUAGUUGCAUGUUGUCUGUUAGUCAAAGUGGAUUAAAUCCAGACAAGAAUAUAAAUAGAAGUUAAACCUAUUAAAGAAAAGUUGUGCACAAAAUAGUUUUUAACUUUAUUUUAAAUUAUCAAACAUAAUGUUACUUUGACAGAAGAAAAGUCUGACUUUUUUAACAAUAGUCAACAAAACGUAAUUCAAUAUAUAUGUAUAUAUAUUUAAUAGUGGCUAUAUUUACGGUGAGCUAAGUCUAGAGCAGGGGUUUUCAAACGAUUUGGCAUGCACCCACUGGAGGGCGCCAGAGCACUUCAAAACGUGAUACAGAAAAAUGUCAAAACCUAUUGAAUUGUCGAGCAGUGACACUGCGGUAUCAGUCAACGGACACAUCAAGUGCCAGUUUGAACUUAUCUUGGCCGGAGAACGGCCGUUAAAACUAUCGCUAGUUUGGAAAAUGAAACUGGCGUCAAAGAAGUUGUGCUUACUUUCACAAUAAAAGCCCGGAGAUAUCUCCACCGCUGAUCCAACGUUGAAGUCACCGCUUUAACGACGGCUUCACGUGAAUGAUCCUGCAAGAAAAACAGAGCAGGUUUAACAAUGAUCAGAGUUUGGAUUUUCACGGACUGAUGUUAGACAAAUUUUAAAAAAAAUAAAAAUAAAACUCACCAUUGCUCAGGUAUUUAAAACAGACAUCAUAAAAUGAAAAAAAAAAAUGUAAAAUUAAAAUCUCUCCGUCAGCUAUUUGACAAACCUCUCAAUGUUGCUAACCAGGCAACAGAUUAAAAUACUUUACUUUUUAUUAUCUUUUUUUAACAAAUACAUUGAAGUACGUCCAUAACAACACAGUAAAGGUUUUUAUCAAGUGUUUACAUCUACACGGUUUGUACAGAUUUGUAUACAAAACAAUAAUUUACGUCCCAUGGAAGUCUAGGUACACAUAAACUAUACAACGACUCGUAAAUGAAAUAAAUAUAAAAAGAGAAACGAUGACAGGUGGUAACAAAAGUGUAAAAAAAAAUAAAGAAGCCAUAG